Laccaria bicolor S238N-H82 is the source of this 1320-nucleotide messenger RNA. RefSeq lists its product as uncharacterized. Bases 1 to 1320 code for a protein of 439 amino acids. Lineage: Eukaryota; Fungi; Basidiomycota; Agaricomycetes; Agaricales; Hydnangiaceae. The record is from RefSeq and is a predicted model, not a curated record. The transcript has 6 exons.
AUGUCUACCACCGCUUACAUUUACACUGCUCCUGUGACUCCUGUGCGCGCGUCUGGUACGCGCCCCAGAGUUACCUCUCAAACCUCUACUACCUCCGUCUUCACUCGGACCUCCUACGCAUCGAUGUGGGAACCGAAGCCCCUGUCCACCUCUGGCUCAAUGACCUCUGUUUCCGUGGCCGACUCUGACGACGGUGCCGAUCUUGUCAAGGACGCUGAGCGUUCAUCUCAUCUGCAGGACGUCAUCGCCGCCUAUCGUCAUACCCAAGAGCUCGAAGCCAUCAAUGCUCGAAGGCUUCACAAGCAAUCCAGCCAGGCUGAUCGCUAUGGAGUCCUCUGUGCUGCUGGAAGAGAGAUGGCAAAGCUGCUGAAAAAUGCCGGCCAGCCUGUUGUCCCACUCGUCCUUAUCUCAUGUGAAGAAGAGGAUAUCGAAACAUGGGAGUCCUCGUUCACUUCCGAUGUCGAUGCUACACCCCGCCAAUACAUUGGCCAGUUCGUUGAUUACUUCGGCCCUCCCGCCAUUCCCAGUCCCCACCUCCUCUCCCCUCGCAAGCCAGCCCCCUCCAUGCAUGUUACCGAACCCGAGGAAGAGGAAGAAAGGCAGGACAGUUUGCUAGAUGCAUUGCUUGACAUCGCGUCCACCGAUGGCGCUUCCGUCCCUCAUACUCCGCAAGCUGUGGCCAAAGUCAAGAGUCAUUCUCGGCCUCGUCGUAUUCCCAAGCGAGACGCGAGCAAGAAACGAACUGCAAAGCAAGACACUGGUCGUUUGCUAGAUUUACCGCUGGACAUCCCAGACAUCGGGUGCGACGACGAUCACGCUAGCGUCCCUCAUAUUUCGAAGGCUGUGGAUCCUUCUCGGCCUCGUCGUAUCGGUAUUUCUAAGCGAGACGCGAGCAAGAAACGAACCAAGAAGGAGGGAUCAAGCAAGAAACAACGAGCAGUCAAGGAAGCUGACGACGUCCUGGCCAAGUUUGGCGAGGUAUCGGCUCGUCUUGACAAACUCGACGGUGAUUUCCAGGACUUGCGCGGUGACAUCGAUGCCUUCGACGUCGAGCUUAAGGCCUUUGGAGAAGAACUUUCGCGUUUAUUCGGAGGCUCCGCUAAGUGCUUUCGCCUUUCCAUCAUCGGACCAGUAAGUGCUUUCGCCUUUCCAUCAUCGUUCCAUAAGUGCAUCUUCUCUCUCCUGGGCGGCGCGCAAGCGUGGACCAACCCUGCUUUAUCCGGUGUAGGAACAGUUGUGCAAUCUACCAACCACCUUUCCCAAGCGGUGAUCUGCGAGCAAAAGGCUGCUAUAUGGCGCACCGACGGGCAGGACUCGUAG